AUGGUGAUCGUCCUGCUGAAGGUGAUCUUCUGGACGGUGAGCACGGCGGCGGACGUGAUCACCCUCGCGCUCUUCAGAGCGGCGGCGGUGGUGAUCGUGCUGGCGGUGCAGUGCAUGAAGACCCCCGCCGGAGCGCUGCUGGAUGCACUGAAUUUCAUAGCGAGCUUUGCCCGGUUGACCGUCGAGAAGGGCGUCGACUUACUGGUAGAAACGAUCUUCUCUGCUGUCUCGCAGGCAGUCAAACACCUCCCGGAGAUCACGUCCCGCGUGGCGAACCUCGUCUCCGGCAUCGUGGUGGAGCUCGCGGAGCAGACCAGGGAACGGUUGGAAUUCCUCCUGGAGAUCGGCCCAGAGGCCGCCCAGAGCGUCGCCGAGAUGGUGCACUCGAUUAUCCAUUCGUUCCUCGAAAACUACAAGGAAGCCAUAGCGUACAUCAUGAAGAAUAUCUGA
This is a messenger RNA of Spirodela intermedia, 450 nucleotides long. The record is from the annotation of a GenBank genome assembly. NCBI's taxonomy places the organism in Eukaryota, Viridiplantae, Streptophyta, Magnoliopsida, Alismatales, Araceae.